Molecule: messenger RNA, 1286 nt
Organism: Eruca vesicaria subsp. sativa (arugula)
Lineage: Eukaryota; Viridiplantae; Streptophyta; Magnoliopsida; Brassicales; Brassicaceae
Source: the annotation of a GenBank genome assembly
UUCGUCUAUUGCAUAACAUGCUGAAGUUCUCGAGUAACGCGACUGAUAAGUUACAGAGCUUCUUCUCACAUUCUCAUCAACAGGAUCCGGUUCAUCGGAGAAAUGUCUUCUCCGUCUCUUAUUAUCAGAUGAGGAAAACGGGUUGGAAUCCUCUGCGGGCGACUGUAUCUGCUGAUCAAGAAAGUGUGAUUCAAGCGGAACAAGGUGUGGGCACACUCGCGGGUCGGCUCCGGUUGGGUAGCUUGACAGAGGAUGGAUUAUCGUAUAAGGAGAAGUUCAUAAUCAGAUCCCACGAAGUGCAGAGUAACAAAACCGCUACAAUUCAAAUCAUUGCCAAUCUUUUGCAGGAGGUGGGAUGUAAUCAGUUUCAGAGCGUUGGAUUUUCGACUGAUGGGUUUGCGACAACACCUACUAUGAGGAAACUGAAUCUCAUUUGGGUCACUUCCAGAAUGCACAUUGAGAUGUACAAAUAUCCAGCUUGGUAUUGGGGAGAUGUGGUUGAGAUAGAGACAUGGUGUCAGAGCGAAGGAAGGAUCGGGACAAGGCGUGACUGGAUUCUUAAGGACAUUGCUAGUGAUGAAGUCACUGGCCGUGCUACAAGCAAGUGGGUAAUGAUGAACCGAGAUACAAGACGGCUUCAGAAAGUUUCUGAUGAUGUUCGGAACGAGCACUUGGUGUUCUGUCCUAAAGAACCCAGAUUAGCAUUCCCUGAGGAGAAUAACAGAAGCUUGAAGAAAAUCCAGAAACUCGAAGAUCCAGCUCAGUAUUCAAUGAUUGGGCUUAAGCCAAGAAGAGCUGAUCUUGACAUGAACCAGCAUGUCAAUAAUGUCACCUAUAUUGGAUGGGUUAUUGAGAGCAUACCUCAAGAGAUUGUAGACACGCACGAACUUCAGGUCAUAACUCUUGAUUACAGAAGAGAAUGUCAACAAGACGAUGUAGUUGAUUCACUCACCACCUCAGAGAUUGGUAGGACAAAUUGCUCUGAAACAUCAGGCACACAGGGCCAUAGCGAUGGACAGUUCUUACAUCUCCUAAGGUUGUCUGGAGCUGGUCAGGAGAUCAACCGCGGGACAACCCUAUGGAGGAAGAAGCUCUACAAAUAGACAAUCUCUUGUCCAAGUUUCUAACCCAAAUAAUCAAACUCCAAUUAGAGCCAAAAAAAUCAUCAACUUUUAAACAUUGACCGUUUUGACUUUAUAUUUUGUUGACUCCGCCAUUUAAAAAAUUUGAAUUGUGAAUUGUAGAAUUUGAUAUUUUUCAUUUUUAUUGUAUCUAAUCUAUUAAUU